CACCCCUCGCUCCGGAGGAGGAGGAGGCUUGGGCCCGCGGACCUGCAGCCACCCUUCGCGCCGUCCUCACUCUUCCGGCCGACAUCAUGCUCCAGUUCCUGCUCGGGUUCACUCUUGGCAACGUGGUUGGAAUGUACCUGGCUCAGAACUAUGACAUGCCAAACUUGGCUAAAAAGCUUGAAGAAAUUAAGAAGGAUUUGGAUGCUAAGAAGAAACCGCCCAGCUCCUGAGCCUGCCGCCAGCACUGCCUCUGGACGCGCUGACGCUGUGUGCACCAUCUGCCCAAAGCGUUUGUCUUCCUCUCUGCCCUCC
Molecule: messenger RNA, 312 nt
Organism: Ochotona princeps (American pika)
Lineage: Eukaryota; Metazoa; Chordata; Mammalia; Lagomorpha; Ochotonidae
Product: short transmembrane mitochondrial protein 1
Exons: 1
Coding region: 87-230 (47 amino acids)
Source: RefSeq, a predicted model, not a curated record